AUGGAGAACUCCGCUCACCAACUUAGAGCUGAGCUCGAGGCCUCAGCCAACGCUACCCAGAACCGUCCUACAUGUAGAGAACUACAGCCUGGCGACGAAUAUGAUGAACUCAACAUCAUCAGCAAUCAAAGUCUCAGAGAUGAUUGUGGAUACUGUCAUGUUCUCAAGUCGGCCAUAAACAGCUUAGCUGAUAGACCGACAACUCAGAUUUUUGUUCACAGCAAAGAGGGUGAGCCUAUUGGCGUUGAGUACUUCACUCAGAAGAAAUCAGACUCGGAGAAUAGCUAUACGAGCAAGGCCGGGUUUAUCAUAUAUUCUCAUGAUAAGUCUCGACUUGUUCCUGGGCUUGGAAUCCUCAGCUGGAAGCCUCUCACAUAUCCUCACUCGUUUCAUUGCCCUUCCUCCCAGAUGAUACAAGAGUCUUACAAGCAUGACACAGUUAUAUCUAUCGUCCUCAACUCCAUUGGCCAUGUGACUGAAUACCGCGGAUAUGUCCUCAACGCUUGCCAUGUUCCCUACACAUAG
This is a messenger RNA of Fusarium fujikuroi IMI 58289, 525 nucleotides long. RefSeq lists its product as uncharacterized. Bases 1 to 525 code for a protein of 174 amino acids. The record is from RefSeq and is a predicted model, not a curated record. NCBI's taxonomy places the organism in Eukaryota, Fungi, Ascomycota, Sordariomycetes, Hypocreales, Nectriaceae. The transcript is spliced from 2 exons.